Messenger RNA from Ricinus communis (castor bean), 1014 nucleotides. RefSeq names its product protein AGENET DOMAIN (AGD)-CONTAINING P1. The coding region runs from base 175 to 672 and encodes 165 amino acids. The transcript has 2 exons. The record is from RefSeq and is a predicted model, not a curated record. Lineage: Eukaryota; Viridiplantae; Streptophyta; Magnoliopsida; Malpighiales; Euphorbiaceae.
GAUUGAAACUUGUUAAUUAAAAAAAUUAUUACUUAAAGCACAUCACGUCUCCUAGUCUUGGUCAUUUUAAUUUCCUUAGAAGGGUUUGAUUUCUUUCAUAAAAGUCGUGUCUCUUCCCCGUAAACAAAUAUCUAUCAGCCAUCUCCAUUUCUCUCUUUAAACAUUCCAAGAAAAAUGCUUCUUGAACAAAACCAAGUGGUAGAGAUAUGCAAGAAAGAAGAAGGCUUUCUGGGGUCAUACUACCCAGCAACGGUUCUUGCUGCGAUCGGACUAACCAGGUACUUGGUACGGUACGAAACUCGGUACAAUGAAGCCAAAACAAGAUUGCUGACUGAGGUGGUUAAGCCGGAGGAUAUAAGGCCUGCUCCACCGACCAGCACCUACACAAAUUAUAAGGUGAAUGAUAGGGUUGAUGCGUAUAUUAAUGAUUCUUGGUGGGUAGGCAGUAUUGUAAGAGUGGUUGAUCCUAACUACUAUUUAAAGUUGGAGUGUAAUGAGAAUGAAGUGCAUUGUGGUUUUUAUAACGCCAGGAUUCAUUUUGAUUGGGAAGAUGACAAGUGGGUUUACAAUGCAAAUAGGCCUCAGCAACAUACUGUCGAUCAAUCCAAUAUGGUGUCCAGGCCUGAAGAUGAUGGUAAUCAACCAAAUGAUGGCAAGCAAGGAAGGCCCUAGACUGAGGAUUCUGCAACUAUAGAAAUUAAGUUUGUGCAGUAAUUCUUAAGCUGUAUCAAGAAUCUACUACAUAAUAUGUAGUACUUUUAGGACACAACAUAUAAUAUGUCUAUAAUCACUGGCAUUAAAGUCAGUGUUCUGAGAACUAAUCGCUAGCCACUAGAAUUCCUUAGGUCUGCGAUUGUGUCUAUCACACAUUUGGCAACCUUAAUUAUUACCUUAUUGAAAAUUAGAUUGGGGGACAUAUAUUGGCCUGUUCAUCUGAAUCUGAUGCUGCUUUUAGCCUAAACACUGAAUUUCUCAAACUUUAUUAUAUUCUAUUUUAAUUUUUUUCUUUUUUCU